AUGGAUCAUUAUGACCUGCAUGGACAGAGGAGGGAUAUGAAGCACAAAGGAAGGAAUGUUGUGUGGUCAAUUGCAAUGGACAAGUGUUUAAUUGAAGCCCUUGCUGUUCAAGCUAAAAAUGGAAAUAAAAUUGACAAAUGCUUUAAUGAAAAUGCAUAUACUGCUGCCUGUAUCGCUGUGAACUCUCGUUUUAACCUGAACUUGAAUAAUCAAAAAGUUGUUAAUCGUCUUAAGACUAUAAAGAAGAGGUAUAAGAUCAUGAAGGAUAUGCUAAGUCAAGAUGGUUUCUGGUGGAAUCCAAAUACAAAGAUGAUUGAGUGUGAUAAUGAAGAUCUUUGGAAGAGAUACAUUGCGGCACACCCUGAUGCAAGAGGAUUUCGAGGAAAACAAAUUGAGAUGUACGAUGAACUAAAAAUUGUCUGUGGAAAUUACCAAGCUCCUAGUCGUUGGGCCAAGUUGAAAGACGGAAACAUUGCAAAUGAGAUGAAGAAUUAUGAAGAUGAUUCUGCAUCAUUUGUUUCUCCAAGUUCGGAAGACCUAAGUGAGACAGAUGGAACAGAGUCAUAUACUGGACCACCAGAGUAUCCCCAGAUGCCAGAUGGUAGUCAAGAACCUCCUCUGGUCCAUCCACUUAGGCAGCUUCCAAAACGCCUACGUAGUUCAGAGGCUCUUCAGGAUGCAAUGUUAGCAGUUGCAUCAAGCAUAAGGCGAUUGGCUGAUGCAAUGGAGCGAAGCAAAUGCUCUGUUGAUGCCUCUGAACUCUUAAGGGCUGUAAUGGAGAUUGAUGGCUUGGAAGAGGCUAAACAGAUGUAUGCAUUUGAGUAUUUAAAUGCCGACCCAGUCAAGGCCCGAGCAUUCUUGACAUACAAUACUCGAAUGAGGAGGACAUAUUUGUUUCGACAGUUCUGGUGGUGGAAGUGACUGUCACACCCAAUUUUGGGACUCUUUCGUAAAUAUGUUUUGAAAUUAUGGGAAUCUUUGUUUGGAGGAUGUUUUAACACAUUAUAUACAAUCUUUGGCUGAUGUUUGGAAGGGUGUAUGUAUACGUUUCGGAUGUUCUCAGGAUCAGUAUAAAUGCUAGCAUCCAUUACUCUGGAGACAUUUUUCCAGCCUCUUUGCUGCCUUGUUAAAAAUGAAGCUAAGCUAGCAGUUUGUAUU
Ziziphus jujuba (common jujube) is the source of this 1158-nucleotide messenger RNA. RefSeq lists its product as uncharacterized. The transcript has 2 exons. The record is from RefSeq and is a predicted model, not a curated record. NCBI's taxonomy places the organism in Eukaryota, Viridiplantae, Streptophyta, Magnoliopsida, Rosales, Rhamnaceae. Bases 1 to 921 code for a protein of 306 amino acids.